UCGUUAUAUGUCACCAUCAUAACCAAGAAUCCUGUAACGUCAACUACGGCCUUGCUCAAUUUGUCAGUUCCUUUAGUCUUUGAUAGUGAACUGCUUUUGGUUCCUGAGUAUGGCAAGUUCUUUCAGUGUCAUCACUUUCAGUAUUCUUGUAGCUCUCCUUCAGUCACAUUUCCUGAUCGUAUCUCCCUGCAUGUCCUGCAUCAGUCCAUGGACAAGUUUUGGGAAUCAUUGCUACCUUAUCGUGGCGGAUAAGAAGACCUUUAAUGAAGCUGAACAGUACUGUCAGAGUUUGUCACGCCAUGGCAGACCAUCUCAUCUGGCAUCCAUUAUGAGCCAAGAGGAAAAUGAUUUCCUUGUCCUUCUUAUCAGAUCCACUUUCAACCAAGUCGAUACGAAAUCCUGGUUUGGCUACCACAAUGACAGAUUCAAUGCCUCUUCAACCUGGCAGUUUAUUGAUGGCAACCUUUUCAUGGGUUACACCAACUGGAGAUCUGACUCCCCCAGCGGCGAUGGAUACUGCGCCGAGUUGGUUCAAACUGCGACAACUGGCUUUUGGAAUGACCUGCCAUGUACUGAAAACAACAAAAAUUCCGUCUGUAAAAUAGCAGCCAGGUUCUAAGUGAAACUGUGGCAAACUCAUUGACACUGUAAAGUAAUGCAUUCAUUUUGGUAUCUUAGCUUCAAGCGUUGUGCAGUAAACAAACAACUUUGCAUUAAUUACGAACAGCAGACAGAACAACAGUUAAUCAGGAUGUGGGUUUCAUCAGGCACUGUGUAUCUCCAGUGGAUUCAACGUAAUAGCAAUGGAGGACUUUAACAUUUCAUCUCAAUUGAAUCAUGAUUCGUUGAAAGUUCUU
Asterias rubens (European starfish) is the source of this 857-nucleotide messenger RNA. Its product is annotated as echinoidin-like. Lineage: Eukaryota; Metazoa; Echinodermata; Asteroidea; Forcipulatida; Asteriidae. The record is from RefSeq and is a predicted model, not a curated record. Gene Ontology annotation, molecular function: signaling receptor activity. Bases 110 to 619 code for a protein of 169 amino acids. The transcript has a single exon.